UUCCAUUUUUCUUCGGUUACCAUGUCUUCCAAACCUCUCUCUCUCUUUUGCCUCAUCGCCCAUCGGCCUCCUCUCCUUGUUCCGACAUUCUCUGGUCGUUUUGAUGGAACAUCUUUUAUGAUCGGUCUUCCUGACUUAUCCUUACAUAGCAUUACAUUGUUUUGGAACCGAUCAAAUUAAAAAAUAAAAAUCUAAUAAAGCGGAUUUCUUUUCGUUGGUUCGUUGGAAUUUUCUAGUAGUCGUGGAAUUUCAGGAUCCAGGCGGCAGCAGUUGUCUUCCUUGAGACUCUGUCAAACGAGCUUAUCAUAUUAAGGUUUUGAUAGUAUCUCUUGAAGAUCAGUUCCGUCUCUAGAGCUUUGUUUCGCAUGUUCUCAUAACAGGAAAUGUUUUUCUGGACCCGUCCAGCAAUUGUGUUGCUGUGAGUCCUAAGGGAGGAUUCUCAAAGGUUGUUUUACUAGAAACUCUUCAGACACAACAGAAAAAGGGAAGUUUAUUUUUCUUCAAGCAAAAUGUUGGGAGGCAACAAUGGUAAUCUUUUGCUUCCUGCUUUCCUGGAUGAGAAUCGUUUCCAGUAUCAGACUAAUGCAUCAAAUCAGCUGCAGUUAUGUGUCAGCCCACCAGCUGGAUGUAAUGUUGAUCCUGUAAAUUUUUUUGGAAAUGAGCAUAUUACUCCUCUCGUUCGGCCAAAUAAACGCGGCAGAGAAACCGAAGAUAUUUCAAGGCAGCAAAAACUUCAGACAUCCUUGAAUUAUUAUGGCUGUCAGGAUGAAGCCGAUCGCUCAGCAAGCAUUCUGAACCCAAACCCAGUAUCAACAGGAUUAAGGCUAUCAUACGAUGAUGAUGAGCGUAACUCAUCUGUCACUUCUGCAAGUGGAAGUAUGACGGCUGCACCUUCAAUCAUCUUGUCCCUUGGGGAUAAUAUCAAGACUGCGCUUGAUCGACAGAAGGAAGAGUUUGACCAUUUUAUCAAAAUUCAGGAGGAACAGUUGACAAAGGGGGUGAGGGACAUGGAGAAGAGACACAAGGCUUCUUUCCUUGCUGCUAUGGAGAAAGGUGUCAGCAAAAAGCUUCGCGAGAAAGACAUCGAAAUAGAGAACAUGAACUGUAAGAACAGGGAAGUUGCAGAGAGGAUAAGGCGAGUUGCCAUGGAAGCCCAGAACUGGCACUAUAGAGCAAAGUACAAUGAGUCAAUUGUUAGUGUCCUGAAGAACAACCUCCAGCAGGCAAUUUCACAGGGUGCUGAACAAGGUAAGGAAGGAUUUGGAGACAGUGAAGUCGAUGAUGCCACCUCAUAUAUCGACCCAAACAACUACCCGGGCAUUCCAGGUGGACCUGCCAAAUCAUUUCUCAGGAAUAACCUAGGCUUGGGACACAUUUGUAGAGCAUGCAACACAAAGGAGGUCUCCAUCUUGUUGAUGCCUUGUCGGCACCUAUGUUUAUGCAAGGAGUGUGAGGGGUCAAUUAGUGUUUGUCCUGUAUGCCAGUUUAUCAAAACUGCUGGCGUUGAAGUAUAUAUGUCCUAAGUUAUUAAGCAUAUUACCACACAAAUGAAAAAUUAUUUACUCGUUUCAUAUA
Messenger RNA from Juglans regia (Persian walnut), 1575 nucleotides. RefSeq names its product probable BOI-related E3 ubiquitin-protein ligase 2. The coding region runs from base 510 to 1523 and encodes 337 amino acids. The transcript is spliced from 5 exons. Gene Ontology annotation, molecular function: ubiquitin-protein transferase activity. The record is from RefSeq and is a predicted model, not a curated record. NCBI's taxonomy places the organism in Eukaryota, Viridiplantae, Streptophyta, Magnoliopsida, Fagales, Juglandaceae.